This is a messenger RNA of Aspergillus melleus, 3528 nucleotides long. RefSeq names its product putative C2H2 finger domain protein. The record is from RefSeq and is a predicted model, not a curated record. NCBI's taxonomy places the organism in Eukaryota, Fungi, Ascomycota, Eurotiomycetes, Eurotiales, Aspergillaceae. The transcript has a single exon. Bases 1 to 3528 code for a protein of 1175 amino acids.
AUGUCGACCUUAUCUCCUCAAUUUAUCCGAGAUGAUUCUCCCGCUAAUAUGAUGCUACAUGACGCGAAUCUAUCUGAUCCUUAUCUGUCCGCCACUUUGGACCCGGAGGAAGCCUCCUUCAAGUCCUCGGCCAUUAGAUUCACUCCGACAAAUGGCGAUGAACACGUCUCGUCCCCAAUGGAGCUCCAUGGGAAUGGUGACUACGACCAGGAGCACCACCAUCCCGCCUCUUAUUCCGAUUUCCUGAGCCCUGUGGAUGAUUUCUCUAGUGAUCUGAGCGCGCACACGUCUCCGAGCGCUGCCUAUCUUCCCGUUGGCUUCAAUGCGGAUCUGCCACCCAACUCCCAUGGCUGGCAGCAAGAUAUGCACCCGGCCGUCCGGGACACCAGCGAGUUGACCUCCCCGCUGGGGACCAGGCAUCCAUCCCAGCUACUGACCCCCAAUCUCACGAACAACCCCACUCCCUCUCCCGACAUGUCGACUACGAAAAAGUCAAAUCACUUUGGCGCCGGAUCCAAUCCUCCCCAGUCGCUCUGGUUGAAUACCACUUCGGCAAUGGACAGUCUGAGCGUCCACGACGCCCCCGAUUCGGCUCGAGCGCGGAGUCCUAUAGUGAAGGUAGAAAGCUAUUCCCGAGGGGACUCGCCUGUUCGGGAUACUUUCUUUGCGCGGCGACGACCUAGCCAGUCGUCCACGCAUUUGUCCCCGAACGACGGACGCAGCGAUUCGGAUGAUGAAGAUAUGGAGGGCAAUCACAGCUACAACUUUGCCCCUUCCGUUUCACGGACAUACGAUGGGUCAUGGGUACCUAAUGCAACUACCGGCCAGGCCGGUGUCGACCCUAUCUCGAGAGACGACACGUACGUCCCGAGUCCCAAUCAGAUGGACUUGAAGCGCCAGCUGGACGAAAAGAACGCCGACAUUCGCUCCUGGUCGGCCUCUGUAAGCGUUGCUAAUAGUGAGGCGGGAGACGACGCUCCCACACAUCGCGGCCGUCGAGGCCCAACAGGCACCAGGCGUCGAGCCAAAAGUGCCGGCGAUCCCUCGUCCCAACAGGACUACUUCAAUCUGAAAUCAGUGACUCUUCCAGGCCCAGGAAUUCUCAUCCAUGAGAUCAGCGAUGAUGAGGACAGCGAAUACGAAUCAAUGAUCGAGGGAAGCGGCUCUGACUCCCCCGCGGUGCCUGUGGACGAGGCGAAAUGGGUUGAAGAGGAUGCAGAGAGCCCCUCAAUCCUCGAGCAGCAGCUGUCCCAGGAUGAAGAGCCGUCCCCUCAUCAAUUUUUAGGAGCCCCUCCAUGGCGGGACGCCUCGCACGAUUCCACCCCUCGAAACAUUCGCUUACAACCCCAGAGCUCCACUGCAGCGAUCGUGGAGUUUCAACGACGGGCUCGGGAUAUUGACACGGCCUCGCGAUCGGCGACUUGGGGCACGCGGCCCUUGAGCGAGGCUGAGGUCAACAGUAUCGUAGGCGCCGGAGGCUCCUUUGAAAACCUGUCUAUCGAUGGUGAGAACAAGAAACAUCAGCGACGAAGUAGCCUUCGCAAGCUUUUGCAACGCAAGCCAUCCAAUACACUCAAACGGCAUCUGUCGGACCUCUCACUCGCGCUCCCCAGCCCCGACCGCGCCAGUAAAGGCGAUGAGCACAAAAGCCCUCAGAGAAAGGACAGUUUCCCACACCGGAAACUAAGCCUCGGCCGUUCUCGGUCGCCCAGCCUCAGCACCGGAGGUGCCGUCAUCGCUAUAGCGGGCCAGAUGGCUGCUAUCGGGGGCAAGGACUCUAUGCGGGUGGCAUCUCCCAGCUCGACACAUAAUCCCUGGUCCUCUCUGAAAGCUCGGGGAAGAAGCAGGAGUGAAAUUCCUAGAGCAUCGGCCCCUGGACUGAUUGAUUUAAUGACGAGCCAUGGCGGCCCGCCGGUCGCUAAUAUUGCAUACUCGCCCCAGCCCGGCAGCCGCGGUGUAUCGCAGUCCCGACCGGCACAGGAACCGGCGGACGAUGACGAUGAGGACGAUGACGCGGCGGAUGAGAAGGCGCUGGUGAUGGAGUUCCCUGUGCAAGCGCGUCUACCGGUGCCCACGCUGGAUGGGUUUAGAACCCAGAUCACGCAACUGAAUCCUCGGCUUCCGUCGGCAUUGAUCGAGCGUUUUGCCAACGAGCAGCUUCGUCGAUACAAGAAGUUGGUAGACAGCAAACUCAGUCACAGCCGUGCCAUUCAACAGAACAGAUGCGCCGCAGGUAAAUACUGCUUCGCCCAGGGUGGCGAGGCUACCCUCUUGGCCCCACGCACAAGUCCUCAGGAUCCGGACGCGGCGCACACCCAAUUCCAAAUUCCCGGGCAUGGUGAGGCCGACGAGGACCCCCAGACCCUUGGGGAAGGGGCCGUCACUGCAGCCCAGUUCCCGUCUGGCGUGCCAUUGCCCCCGGUUAAGCGCCUGCCGGCCGAAUUCGAGUGUCCAGUGUGCUUCCAGGUGAAAAAGUUUCAGAAACCCUCGGAUUGGACGAAACACGUCCACGAGGAUGUGCAGCCGUUCACCUGCACAUUUCCCCAUUGUACGGAUCCUAAAUCUUUCAAGAGGAAGGCUGACUGGGUCCGACACGAGAGCGAACGGCAUCGGAAACUUGAGUGGUGGACCUGCACCGUCCCUGAUUGUCACCACACGUGUUAUCGAAAAGACAAUUUUGUGCAGCAUCUGGUGCGGGAGCAUAAGAUGCCUGAGCCUAAGAUCAAGAAGACCAAGACCAAGGGGAAGGGGGGCGCCGACGCCCAGGACGAACAAAACCGCGAGCGGGAGAUUGAACAGCUCUGGGACCUGGUGGAGCGAUGCCGCCAUGACACCCCGAAGUCGCCCAAGGAGGAGCCGUGUCGGUUCUGCGGCAACAUUUGCAGCAGCUGGAAAAAGCUAACGGUGCAUCUGGCCAAGCACAUGGAGCAGAUUGCGAUGCCUGUCUUGGGGCUCGUCAACGAACGCGAUCUCUCGUCUAACCCUGGCCUGAUCAUAGGGGGCAAGACCGAUCUGCCUAGCACCAGCUUUGCUCCCAAUCUCAGCGGGACCGAGGCCGACGUUUCGAUGACUCUUACACAGCCACAUUUCUCUGCUGGGGCAGAGAACGGGGGGCUGGCGGUUCCUUUCCACCCUACCUACGUCCCCAACUUGACAAAUGGGUUCCUCUCCGCUGAACCGGAACCGAUGGACGCGUACGAGGAUGUGCCAACAUAUGGGGCGCCGUCGGUGGAACUGGCGCCAGGGGGGCCGUUGGACCAGUCGCGAUUCGUGUCCACGCAUCAGAAUUCAGUGACAUAUCCUCCUCCGUUCAACGCGGGGCCGCGACCGCGGGCCCAUUCCAACCUGAGUGUCUUGCCCGAAUCAUACCAAGUCUCCACAUCUCCCACGGAGACGCACCCGACCUAUAACCUCCAACAGGGGCCGCCGUACAUGUCAUCUGCAGCGGCAAAUGGCUAUCCUAGCCAAGGCCCCUUGGUUCAGAACAUGGUCUUUGAACCUUGUGGGGGAUAUCCCACCCAGCUUUGA